AUGCUGGAGCGAGAUGCGGAGCCCGAGGCUGAGGCCACAGACCCUAGUCCUGCAGGCAAGGAACCAGUGACCCAAGGCGGAGCUCGCCACCAGGGUUCGUCCCAGAAGCCCCACCAGUCGGCUCCAGGGCCUGCUGCAUCCACAGAGACGCCAUCGCGACCCCGCCGGCGACCCCCGCCCCAACGCCCGCACCGAUGCCCCGACUGUGACAAGGCCUUCUCGUACCCGUCCAAGCUGGCCACGCACCGGUUGGCACACGGUGGCGCUCGCCCCCACCCGUGCCCCGACUGCCCCAAGGCCUUCUCCUACCCUUCCAAGUUGGCAGCCCACCGCCUCACGCACAGCGGCGCCCGCCCGCACUCGUGCCCGCACUGCCCAAAGGCCUUUGGCCACCGUUCCAAGCUGGCAGCCCACCUCUGGACCCACGCGCCCGCCCGCCCCUACCCGUGCCCGGACUGCUCCAAGUCCUUCUGCUACCCUUCCAAACUGGCUGCCCACCGACACACGCACCAUGCCACGGAGGCCCGCCCCUACCCUUGUCCCCACUGCCCCAAGGCUUUUUCAUUCCCCUCCAAACUGGCUGCCCAUCGCCUAUGUCAUGACCCCCCCACCGCGCCGAGCAGCCAGGCCACCGCCCGACGACAUCGCUGCUCCAGCUGCGGCCAGGCCUUUGGCCAGAGACGCCUCCUGCUCCUUCACCAACGCAGCCACCACCAGGCGGAGAGUCCGGGGGAGCGGGAGUGAGCCCUCCCCUUGGCUCACUGGCGCCCUCUGCCGCCAGCUUGGUGGCAUCUCUAAACCAGGCUUGUCUUGUAGCUGGCAGGGAGGCCGGCCCCUCCUGCGUACUACUGGGCUCUGACUUAAAAGGUGGAGGAACUCUUUGCUCACCCACUUUGGGGAAGGGGAGGGAAUGGAUCAACCACAGAGAGUUAACCGGCCCCAAACCAUGGACCUGGAGCUGUGGUGGGAAAGAACUGGCUCUGGUUUUCCCUGAAUAUUCAUCUGGCAAAGGUAGAAGGUCUGCUAGCAUUGUGGGGUGGUGGGGAGUGUGGGAAAACAGCCUCUCUCCUAUUGUUGUACGUUAAAUUGGUGCUUCCGUUUUGGCCAUUUGGCUGUACCUAUGAAAUACUUAAAUGCACUCCUGCUCGUGUCAGCUAUUCCACGUCUAAGAAUGUAUCCUAUAAAUAAACUCAAGCAUGUGAACAAGGCAUAAGGACAAGGAUGUUCGCUGCAGCCCAAAGAUGGAAAGCAACCCAAGUGUUCGUCAAUCGAGACCAGCUAAUUAAUUACAAUACAACCAUAGCAUGGAAGGUGUAGCUGCAGUGGGGAGAAAUCAAUGUGUACCGAUGUGGAAAGAUUCCCAAGAUGUAAAUGAUAAAAGCCAGAACAAGGGGCAUACUGCUGAUAGUAGGUAAAGUCCCAGCUUCGGAGCUAGCCCUGACUCACUGUGUAUGAGCCGGGGGGCCUCGGACAACCCUGGGCACUUCUCUGGACUCAGAUACUUUAUCUAUAAAAUGGGAGGGUUAUAAGGCCCUUGUAAGGGUGCAAGCAUCAUCAUCUUGGGCAAGUCAGUUCCCUUCUGAGCCAGUUUCUCUCACGAUAAAAUCAGAUGAUUGAGCUAACAUUGGACUGCUCUUCAUCCUACACAGUAAGCACCUAUUGUGUGCUAGGACCUGAAUAGGGUAUUAGGAAUACAGCAGUAAAUAAGAUAGACCUGGUUUAGUGAGGAUGGGGGGUCACAGGUCAAGUAAUGAUAAAGAAGCUUAAGUCCAUUUUGAAGAACAAGUGAGGAGCCUUGGUCCUGACACGUGACAACCCCCACCUGUAGAUCAGGGGUUGGCAAACUUUUCCUGAAAAGGGCCAGAUGGUAUAUAGUUUUAGGUUUUGCAGGCCAUACGGUGUCUGCCAUGACUAUUCAACUCUGCUAUUGUAGUGCAAAAGCAGCCACACUCAUGACACAUUAAUGAAUUUGUGGCUGGGUUCCAAUAAAACUUUAUUUCAAAAACAAAUGGGCUGGAUUUUGCCUAUGGACUGCAAUUUGCCGACCCCUGCUGUAGGUGAGUGGGGAAAGGACAGGCUAAUAUGUGAGUUAGCUGAGGUGAAAAAAAAAAAGAA
Eptesicus fuscus (big brown bat) is the source of this 2115-nucleotide messenger RNA. RefSeq names its product zinc finger protein 575 (gene ZNF575). Gene Ontology annotation, cellular component: nucleus. NCBI's taxonomy places the organism in Eukaryota, Metazoa, Chordata, Mammalia, Chiroptera, Vespertilionidae. The coding region runs from base 1 to 744 and encodes 247 amino acids. The record is from RefSeq and is a predicted model, not a curated record. The transcript has 2 exons.